UUCUGUAGUUUAUAGAUCAGUUGUGUAUUUCUUUUCCUUCUAGAUUAGUGAUCUGGAUUGAAUGCUGGAUUUGAUGUCUUUUCUCUAUUAUAUUGAUUUACAGUUGAUAUAUAGUAUGCUGAUUGUGGAUUAGAUAUCCGAUCAUGUUCUGGGGAAUUCUGUAGGUGAAUUCUUAAUUUUGUCUUAGGGAUUUUGGUUAAAUUUGUAUCUUUUAAAUAACAACGGACGUUUGGUAUCUAACGGGCAAUCGGUAAGCAUUCUACGUUCAGCAUACUAUUGAACGAUUUUUUUUGGAAGUUUGUUGAUGAUCAUUAUCAUUAUCAUCAUCAUCACCAUCAUCAUUAUUAAUCUGAUGCACGAGAUUUAAUGCUGUGAAUUCUUAGUCAAGCAGGUGAAUUUUUUAGCGUAUCAAUGUUGGAUAAGGGGUUUGUAUUUAUUAAAACUGAGAUACAUGUAUGCCUCACUGGAAGAUCCACUCAUAAUUUGAGUUCAAUUUCCUUUUACUCUAUUACCAUAUGAGUUUCCUUCAGUACAUUUAUUAUCAAUCUGCUUCAGUAGUCAUGAGCCAUUUGAUAGGCAAUUAAUUCUUAUAGGACUCUCUGUGCAUAGAUUCUAAUGGGACCCUGAGAACAAGGUCGUACUAUAUAGAGAUAGUUUUCCAUGUUGCAAUAAUUGAAAUCGUUUGUCUUUUCUAUUUUAAUCUGAUACAGAGAAUGUGGAGGUCUCUAUAUUUGAGGUUUUUACAUGUUCACAUGAAUAUUUGUUUGCCUCUUGAUAGAGGUAGAUGAUUAUGAUAAUGGAAUGCAGAAACUUGCAUUUUGAUUAUGAUGUUGUAUCACCUUGAAAAUAUGCUUUUAAUGCAAAUUUAGGUUCAAUUCUGCAAACGUUUCUCUCUUCUAUCUGAUAUCAUUUUUAUAAUGUUAGAUUUUACCCCCAAGAUUCAGUCCUAACAUUAGAGCUGGUGUCCUCCCCUUUUCUGACAUGUCUACUUUUUGUUUAAAGUUUCAAUCUUCUUUUGAAUCCACUUGUAGUUGUCUUGGAGAUGUCAAAUUUAAUGGCUGAAAGAGAGGGGAAGGUCCAUUCUUAUUUGCAGUCCACUGUGAUGUUGCUCAUGACAUCUUGGACUUUUGACGCCACUUGGAAAUGUGAAGAUGUAGUGCCCAACAAUGAUAAGAUGAAGAGGAAAAAAUUAAAAGAGCAGUGUCCCUAUUAAGGUCAUGAUUUUAAGAAGAAAGAUUGAGAAUUAAUGUACAAGUGGAGUCGCUUGAGGGUGAAGUUGUACUCUUGAGUGUAAUAGAGGUAUAAUAAUGAAAUUUAACAUAAAUGUAAAAAAAAAUUCUAGAUUUCUGUUAUCUUAUCCUACUUCAUUUUCACAUGCAUAGACUCUAGGAGUGCAACUUGCAUCAGGUUUACACAAACUCCACCUCACUCAACUUGUACUUUUGACUGGGUUAAUCUCCUCUAGGAUUGAUCGUUCUUGCUGGUAAAUAUCUUGUAACAUCAUAUGUAAGUUGUAAUGAAACUCUUGUGUGGAUGUGACCAAAUAAGGAAAAAAACGAUAUAAAGCCAUCUCUUGAUCUGAUCUAGCCUAAAAUUGUUUUUAUGGUUCUUGUUUUUAAAUAUCUUGUAACAUCAUAUGUAAGGUUGUAAUGAGAUUCUUUUUGGGGGAUGUAACCAAAAAGGUCAAAAAAAGCCAUAUAAAGUCAUCUCUUGAUCUGAUCUAGCCUAAAAUUCGUCAGGUUAAGUUUGGUCAGCAAUCUGGUUGAGUUCAAUUUAGCCUUUAAUCCAGCACCUGCAGUUCAAGUUGCAUCCUAGGAUAGGCCCGUACUCUAGGCUAUUAUGUAUGUAUGUAAUAUGUAUUCAUAAUACAUAUACAUACAUAGAGAGAGAGAGGGAUUGCUGAAUCAGUUGAUCUCAGCCAUUAGAUGACACAAUUGUUUGGGCCCAUCGAAGAGAGCAACCACCAGCCCUUCAGUCAUUGAUGAUAUGGCCUUAAAACUUUGGAGACCACACUACUUCUCAGAUGGUGGGAUGUCGGUAGUGAGGCUAGGGUGAAGAUAGCAGGCCAACUUUUGAACCCUUGUUUGACAUCAGACACCUACCAGAUGUGGGCCUACAGAUGGAAACUUCCAAUGUGGUACAUCAAGUGUCAGCGCAUACUAUGCAUCUUUAUUAGUCUGUCUUUUCCUCAUCAGUUUUCCUUUGUUCCUAUUUCCACGUCUCUCUUGCCAUCUCUUGUUCUAAGAUUUCUCUCUCUACAACAUGCCGAUCAGCUCCGGAGGAUCAAGUGAUGUUGUACCUCGAAACUUUAGAUUACUGGAGGAACUUGAACGUGGAGAGAAAGGUAUUGGAGAUGGCACAGUAAGCUAUGGAAUGGAUGAUGGAGAUGAUAUUUACAUGCGAUCUUGGACAGGGACCAUUAUUGGUCCAAUUAAUUCGGUACACGAAGGUCGUAUCUAUCAGUUGAAGCUCUUCUGUGAUAAAGAUUACCCAGAGAAGCCCCCAAGUGUUCGCUUUCACUCGCGGAUCAACAUGACGUGUGUUAACCCUGAGACUGGAGUUGUUGAGGCCAAGAAGUUUGGAAUGCUGGCAAAUUGGCAGAGGGAAUUCACCAUGGAGGACAUCCUGACCCAGCUGAAGAAGGAAAUGGCAGCCCCACACAGUCGGAAGCUUGUUCAGCCCCCUGAAGGCGCCUUCUUCUAGUAUGUGGAAGUAAGAAAAUCCUAUACCAUAUCUUAGUGGUCCUGCAAAAACUUGAAUACAAAAGAUGGUCUCAUAAUGCGUUCAAAACACCUGUUGUCUUUUGGCAAACUGUGUUACAACUUUGAUGGUUGAAUGGGAAUGUUCAUCAUUGUGAUAAGUACUAUUCAGUCCAAGCUAGUUAAACUAGAUCAUUUUUGAGCUCUUGA
Messenger RNA from Phoenix dactylifera (date palm), 2909 nucleotides. The record is from RefSeq and is a predicted model, not a curated record. NCBI's taxonomy places the organism in Eukaryota, Viridiplantae, Streptophyta, Magnoliopsida, Arecales, Arecaceae.